UGGGGCUAGAGUGCAGAGGCUGGCAAAGGAGAGCACCUGCGUGGUGAGAACCCAGCCUGAGCCGAGGCGGAAUAUUGCUAUGGACAGCAACCAUCAACCUAAUUAUAAACUCAAUAAAACUGAGAAGAAGUUCUUAAGGAAACAGAUUAAAGCCAAGCAUACUUUGCUGAGACAUGAAGGCAUUGAGACAGUAUCCUAUGCCACUCAGAACCUGGUUGUUGCCAAUGGUGGUUUGGGAAAUGGUGUGAGUAGGAAACAGCUGCUCCCGGUUUUAGAGAAAUUUGGACCGGUGGAUGCUCUCCUGAUGCCACCCAACAAACCCUACUCAUUUGCACGAUACAAAACUACAGAAGAAUCCAAGAAAGCCUAUGUUACUCUCAAUGGAAAAGAAAUAGUAGAUGAUUUAGGACAGAAGAUCAUUCUGUAUUUGAAUUUUGUGGAAAAAGCACAAUGGAAAGAGUUGGAGCCUCAAGCCUUACCACCAGGCCUCAUGGUAAUAGAAGAAAUAAUUUCUUCUGAGGAUGAGAAAAUGCUUUUGGAAAGUGUUGAUUGGACAGAAGGUACAGAUAAUCAAAAUUGCAAAUUUUCCAUGUGGAAUCAGCAGUUCAGUACCAAUGUAAAAUGGUUGAAGGAAGGUUACAUUAAACAUAAACCUGAUCAAUUGACCAUAAAUCAGUAUGAACCUGGACAUGGAAUUCCUGCUCAUAUUGACACACAUUCUGCUUUUGAGGAUGAGAUCGUUUCUCUCAGUUUGGGGUCAGAGAUUGUCAUGGAUUUUAAGCACCCAGAUGGUGUCACAGUGCCAGUUUUGCUGCCUCGUCGGAGCCUGCUGGUGAUGACGGGAGAAUCUAGAUACCUUUGGACCCACGGUAUUACACUGCUAAAAUUUAUAAAUAUUCAGGUUAGUGAGGGAUUGAAAAGUGGAAUUAUCACCAGUGAUGUUGGAGACUUAACUUUAAGCAAGAGGGGAAUACGGACAUCAUUUACAUUUAGGAAAGUGAGGCAAACACCUUGUAACUGUAGUUACCCGUUGGUCUGUGACAGCCAGAGGAAAGAGUCUCCUCCCUCAUUUCCAGAGAAUAAUAAAGAGGCCUCACAGCUGGAGCAAGAGCACGUCCAUCAGGUUUAUGAAGAGAUUGCCAGGCACUUCAGCAGCACGAGACACAGCCCAUGGCCAUGCAUCGUGGAGUUUCUGAAGGCUUUGCCAAGUGGUUCGAUAGUGGCUGAUAUUGGGUGUGGGAAUGGAAAGUAUCUUGGCAUCAAUAAGGAGUUAUAUAUGAUUGGUUGUGAUCGUAGCCAAAACCUGGUGCACAUUUGUAGAGAGAAGCAAUUUCAGGCCUUUGUCUGUGAUGCGCUGGCAGUACCAGUCUGCAGUGGGUCUUGUGAUGCCUGUAUCUCCAUUGCUGUUAUUCACCAUUUUGCAACAGCAGAACGUAGGGUGGCAGCUCUCCAAGAACUUGUUCGGCUCCUGAGACCUGGUGGGAAGGCACUCAUUUAUGUCUGGGCAAUGGAACAAGAAUAUAAUAAGCAGAAGUCCAAAUAUCUUAGAAGAAACAGAAUUAGCCAAGAAAAGAAAGAGGAGGUAAACAGUGAUGCCUCAGUGCAAGGGUUGCUUGUGGAGCAAAUGCCUGACAUGGACAAUCAAGACUCAGCAUCUUCUGUGUCCUCCAUUAAUGACUUCCAGGAAGGAGGAUGUGAUUCAAGGAAAGUUAUGAAUUCCAAGCUGCCUAUUCAUACUAACAGGACUGCUUUUCAUUCUCAAGAUGUACUGGUUCCCUGGCACCUUAGGGGAAACCCUGAUAAAGACAAACUUGUUGAGCCAUUUGGUUUAGCAGGAUCCCAUGACCCAAGUCCAGUGUUUCAUCGUUACUACCAUGUGUUCCGCGAGGGAGAAUUGGAAGCUGCCUGCCAGACUUUGAGUAAUGUCAGCAUUCUGCAAAGCUACUAUGAUCAAGGAAAUUGGUGUGUGAUUCUUCAAAAGAUCUGAUUAUUUAUAUAAACGUAUCAUACAUAAAGAAGAAAUGUUCA
Molecule: messenger RNA, 2028 nt
Organism: Propithecus coquereli (Coquerel's sifaka)
Lineage: Eukaryota; Metazoa; Chordata; Mammalia; Primates; Indriidae
Gene: ALKBH8
Product: alkB, alkylation repair homolog 8 (E. coli)
Exons: 14
Coding region: 80-1987 (635 amino acids)
Biological process (GO): tRNA wobble uridine modification
Cellular component (GO): nucleus; cytoplasm
Molecular function (GO): S-adenosylmethionine-dependent methyltransferase activity; 2-oxoglutarate-dependent dioxygenase activity; tRNA binding
Source: RefSeq, a predicted model, not a curated record